Chionomys nivalis (European snow vole) is the source of this 3281-nucleotide messenger RNA. It is a transcript of the gene Tpm3, whose product is annotated as tropomyosin 3. Bases 50 to 904 code for a protein of 284 amino acids. Gene Ontology annotation, molecular function: actin filament binding. The record is from RefSeq and is a predicted model, not a curated record. Gene Ontology annotation, biological process: muscle contraction; actin filament organization. The transcript has 10 exons. Lineage: Eukaryota; Metazoa; Chordata; Mammalia; Rodentia; Cricetidae. Gene Ontology annotation, cellular component: actin filament.
CUCCAUCCUUCAGUGCUCACAGGUGAGCCUACAACAGCCACAGCUCAGGAUGGAGGCCAUCAAGAAGAAGAUGCAGAUGCUCAAGUUAGACAAGGAGAAUGUUCUGGACCGGGCUGAGCAAGCUGAAGCUGAGCAGAAGCAAGCAGAAGAAAGAAGCAAACAGCUAGAGGAUGAAUUAGCAACCAUGCAGAAGAAGCUGAAAGGAACAGAAGAUGAGCUGGACAAGUAUUCUGAAGCUUUAAAAGAUGCCCAGGAGAAGCUGGAGCUAGCAGAGAAGAAGGCGGCUGAUGCUGAAGCCGAGGUGGCCUCCUUGAACCGUAGGAUCCAGCUGGUUGAAGAGGAGCUGGACCGUGCUCAGGAGCGCCUUGCCACUGCUCUGCAAAAGCUAGAGGAAGCAGAAAAGGCUGCUGAUGAGAGCGAGAGAGGUAUGAAGGUGAUUGAAAACCGAGCUCUAAAAGAUGAAGAGAAGAUGGAACUUCAGGAGAUCCAGCUAAAGGAAGCAAAGCACAUUGCCGAAGAGGCAGACAGGAAGUAUGAAGAGGUGGCUCGUAAGUUGGUGAUUAUUGAAGGAGACUUGGAACGCACAGAGGAACGGGCCGAGCUGGCAGAGUCCCGUUGCCGAGAGAUGGAUGAGCAGAUCAGACUGAUGGACCAGAACCUGAAGUGUCUGAGUGCUGCUGAGGAAAAGUACUCUCAGAAAGAAGACAAGUAUGAAGAAGAGAUAAAGAUUCUUACUGACAAACUCAAGGAGGCAGAGACCCGUGCCGAGUUUGCUGAAAGAUCGGUAGCCAAACUGGAAAAGACCAUUGAUGACUUGGAAGACGAGCUCUAUGCCCAGAAACUGAAGUACAAGGCCAUUAGCGACGAGCUGGACCACGCCCUCAAUGACAUGACCUCUAUAUAAACUGUCACCGGUUCUGUUCUGCUCUGGAUCUAACCCCUUUCCUUGGGGAACCCAACACCCCACUCGCUCUGGAUUCCAUUUGGGUCAGCCUGGCUGGUUCCCAAAGCCUUAGGGCUGGGGGUGGGGGGACAAAGCAAUUUACAUAUUUGCUUUCACCCCCAUCCCAAAUUAAAAUGUUGAGCUGCCAGAAGCCUCAUGCCCUCCUGCACUUGUUAUUGCCAGAGCUGUUCAGGAGCCCUGCGGGUGUGAUGAAGGACAUUCUGAUUGAUGUUCAGGAGCCCUGCGGGUGUGAUGGAAGGGCAUUCUGAUGAUGUAUAAUCAAAGCUACAUUUGUGCGUGUGUUUCUUCCUGAGACUUAAACUUACUGACUGGAGUCUUGUCAGUGCUGAACUGGUAAAGGUUCCUCGUGGUAGGAAGUCUAAUGUUACUCCUUAUGGCCAUCUCACGCCUUUGACUUCCGAGUUCUUAAACAGUCGAUCUGGAGCAUUUUCACCUCUUUAGGCCCCUUUCCCAUGUAGUAUGGUCAGCAGACCAAUGAAUUAUUUCCUAAUAAGCCACCCUUUUGCUAAAGAUUCAGACAUUACAUCCUCAGAGCACAUGUGUGUUCUGUGUGAUCCAUUCUUUCAUUUAAACAUGUAACAGGCCGGGUUGAAUUGUCAGUAGAUGACCUUUCAUCUUUAAGCCUCUCGCACUUAUUUGAGCUGCUACCAUUUGUUCAGCUUUGUCUUCUAAUGGGAGAUCACCAGGACACACAUAGACGAUUGGAAAAAUGAAGACAGUCACGUACACAUGGGGAUAAUGACUUACUAUUAAAUUUCCACUAGAGAAAUUCUGGGUAUUUGUUGUAGAAUUGAAUGUCAGCACUUCAGAGUUCGUUCUGUACAGCAGAUACAUUUGACAUUAUAGAUAAAUGUUGCAUAGUAUUUCAGUUCCUUAUCAAAAUAGGAUUAGAAACUUACUUUUCUUCUUAGUAUCCAGUGCGAUUGAUGCGGCACAGCGGGAGAACACUCACUCAGUGUGCGCGAAGCUGAGUUUGAACCCCAGUACCACAAAGAAAGAGGGGAGGGAAGGAAGAGAAAGGAAAGAUAGCGCCAGGUGGAGAAGUGUUCCCUAGUCUAAGUCUCUAGCGAAGCACACCCCAUUGCCUAUACUGUCUUCCUGCCACAUGGCCUUGGAGAGUGAGGUGGAGGUUGGCUUAGUCAAGCAGGUGCUGACUUUGUCUAGCUGCCCUAUUCCGGUGGCGAAUAACAUCAGAUGGGGAACUGCCUGCAUGCUCUCUAAGGAGAGAGGACAAGCUCAAAGUCGAAGCUGCUGGGUGAGCUGCAGAUAGGAGAGUUUGGGAGCUAAGUGGGAGGGGCACUGACUGAUUCCAUGAUUGCUCCCAAAUUGGCAUUUUUGAGAUAGUUUUGCACUAGCCCAGGCUGUCCUAGAACAGUAUGUGCCCAAACUGCUCUUGGGCUCCUGGCGGUCCUGCCUCUGCCCUUCCAAGACCUGCACCACCACUGUGCCAGUUUUAGAUGAGAUUUGUUCGUGUUGUCUGGGUGAUAAAGAAUUCUGAACACAGCCUUUACCUCUGAACUACAUCACCAGCCUCAAGACUGAUUUAUAUAUAAUGAGCAGAAAUAAGCUUCAACACACACACACACAGAGUUAAGGAAAGACACAGCAACUGCGAAGGGAGAUUUGGGAGGCAGAUUUGCUAAAAGUGCUGCUGGGAAGCUUUGUGGUUGGACAGGAGAUGGAAAUGCCACGGUGGUGUGUGAAUAUGUGUGUACCUCCCUCCUAAGAAGAGUUCAUCUGAAAGCUAGGAGAAGAUUGAAUCUGGGCAAGUCUGUAAUCCCAGCACACCAGAGGAAGGCAGAUCUCUGUGAGUUCAAAGCCAGCCUGAAUGAGUUUCUGGACAGCCAGUACUACACAGAGAAAUCCUAUCUCUGAAAAAACAAACAAAAAAAGACCAAAUCUAUUAAAAUGGGUUGGAGAGAUGGCUCAGUGGGUAAGAGUACUGACUGCUCUUCCAGAGAACUGGGUUCACUCCCCAGCACCCUUGUGGCAGUAACACAGACGUACCUGCAGGCAAAACACCAAUGCACAAACAGAUAAAUAAAUAAAGGAGGCUUCAAGGCCGCAUCAAACUAUGUAACAAGACCCUCAAUCAAAAUCCACAGGGUGGGGUGGAGUGUUAUAUACCUUUAAUCCCAGCAGUGGAUCUCUGGUGAGACUCUGUCUUUAAAAACAAAGACUAGGCCGGGCGGUGGUGGCGCACGCCUUUAAUCCCAGCACUUGGGAGGCAGAGGCAGGCGGAUCUCUGUGAGUUCGAGACCAGCCUGGUCUACAAGAGCUAGUUCCGGGACAGGCUCCAAAACCACAGAGAAACCCU